Molecule: messenger RNA, 2333 nt
Organism: Copidosoma floridanum
Lineage: Eukaryota; Metazoa; Arthropoda; Insecta; Hymenoptera; Encyrtidae
Product: phosphoglycolate phosphatase
Cellular component (GO): cytoplasm
Molecular function (GO): phosphatase activity
Source: RefSeq, a predicted model, not a curated record
UUUGUCGGGAAAUCGGUCGCGAUAUUCAAGCAACGGAGCUCUCCCUGUGCACAUCACUCCUGUGUAUACAGUCGAAAGAGUGCGUUAAUAUAACAAUAAUACCUAUACAUAAGUAUAUCAUCGUAAAAUACAGUGCGAGUGCGGGCGCGUGGGAGCAAUGGCAGCUUGCAGGAGAAUCAAAUCGAUGGGCAAGGACGAGUUCAGGGCUUUUUUCAAUUCGUUCGAUGUCGUGCUUUCGGAUUGCGACGGUGUUCUGUGGAGGGAAAUGGAGGUGGUCCAUCGUUCGCCGGAGACGGUGGAGAAACUCAAAGAAAUGGGAAAAAAAUUUUACUACAUUACCAACAACGACUGCAAAACUAGGGCCGAUCUCAUUAACAAGUGCAAGAGCCUCACUUACGACGCUACGGAGGAAGACAUGCUGUGCUCCUCGUACUUGGCGGCAAUUUACUUGAAACAGAAAAAUUUCGCGCAAAAGGCUUACGUGGUCGGGGGCCCGGCGAUCGUCAAGGAACUGGAAGCCCAAGGCAUUAAGAGCGUCGGCGUUGGGCCCGACGUGAUGGAGGGCGACGAAGUGGACACUUUACUGAGAUUCAAGCCGGACCCCGAAGUCGGGGCCGUGAUCGUCGGGUUCGACAAGCACUUUAGCUACCCGAAACUUAUGAAAGCCGCGACGUACUUGCACGAGCCCCACGUGCUCUUCAUCGGCACGCAUCCCGACGUGGAGCGACCGUCGCCGAACCGCAACCGAUUUCCAGGUCCCGGGUGCCUCUUGCGGGCCAUCGAAGCGGUCGCCGGCAGACAGGCCACGAUCCUGGGCAAACCAGGGCCCUUCGUCGGCGAGUUGAUCAAGAAGAAGUACAACGUCGACCCGGCCCGAACUCUCAUGAUCGGCGACAACCUCAACACGGACAUUUUGCUGGGCAAACGCUUUGGCUACACGACCCUGCUGGUCAUGUCGGGCGUCACCACCGACGCGGACUUGCAGAGGCUGCAAAAGGACCCGAAAAACUCCAUAGUGCCGAACUUUUACGCCGAUCGGUUGUCGGACGUCCUCGACUGCCUCAAAGCCUACUCAUGAUCCCAGACGCGGUGAAGAUUCUUCCUCAUCGUCAAGGUUAAACAGUAUUUACUUUCAUCCGUACAAAUGUAGGAGAAUACAUGAUCGUUUGGUCUAUUGUCACAUGUUGCUACAUAUCAAUUAUACAAACAGCUUUUAUCGCCGAUAAGUUAUAUCUAAAAGGGAACGUUGCGAGGCAUGAUUUCAAAUCGCCAUCAGUAUUAUGUACCUAUCAGGUCUCUGUUGCUUUUUUUGUUUGGUAUAUAAUAUAUACAAAUGAGUGCACCAUUGCAAGUAUAUUUGGUGGAAGCGAUGAAAAAGCGCGUGUGUCGCAUGCUUCAAGGAAUCCAAUGUGUGACUUAUCGGUGAAAUGCGGGAAAAGGGGAACAAAAGACAUUUUUCCACGCGGAAGACGAAAGGAACAGCUACUCGUGACGUAACGGCUAUUAAACCGUGCAACCGAUUGCCGAACGGAAAGAACAACGACGGGAUUGGUAACACGCGCUAAUGCAUUUCUACUUUUUUUUUUUUUUUUUUUUUUUCUCUCAUUGGACGAAGCGAGCGAGAUCGGCUCGAAAGCUUGACUUUUACUGCAGUGGCCUCGGCGCGAAGCGGUUCCAAAAUUAUACUUUAGCACUCGCGAGCGCUCGGUGUGCUAUCGUGUGUAUAGUUCCGAUCACAUAAUGGACACACGCGCGAGUAAUACGUGAGAGCACGUGCGACUCCCGCGUUCGGCGCGUGCUCUGGGGUAUUACAUGUUAGCCGACGUGUAUAUUGGACGCGUCGAUUCCUUUGUUGCGUGCGUUGGUUGUUUUUGUUUCGCUUUUGUCGUUCUGGCACCGUCAAUUGUACACACGCAUUUUGUUUUUUAUUUAGGAAUGACAAAUACUCCGCACUAACGUAACUCGAUGUUUAAUUGCCACUCAAAUACAUUACAGUACAGGCACAAUCAUUGUGUCUAUACUCGCAAUCUAGCGAUUUGAGAUAAGAUAUAAUAUGAGAUAUACAACUCGGCAGCAACUAAGCUUCAUUCUCUAUAUAUAUAAUGUGUGUACAGUCGUUAAUGAAAAAUCAGUGCAAGUUCAUUGUUAAUUCUAAAAUGUACUUGGUCGGUCGUAAAGAGAAAUCAUCAAGGAAGGAAGAAUAAUAAAUCAAUAAUAUGGACGUAAUAUUGGAUGGAUGAAAGAAAACAACGAAACAUAAUCAAUUAGUCAAUUUUUUCAAAAUAUUUUCUGUGUAUUUAAUUAUAUAAAUGCAUGAUUUUGAGUAAAAAAAA